CAGCCAGAGCAGUCCGAGUUUGUCAGGAUGGCUGCUAAGUUUGGUGCUAAAAUCGUACCUUUCGGUGUUGUUAGCGAAGAUGAUAUUGCUAAAGGAGGUGAAUCGGAGGAUUACAUCCCUUGUGCAUGAAGUAAUUGAAAGAUGAAAACAACAGGAGUAUGUUGGCCAAAGGGGUAUAAUGGGAUUCUUGGAGGAUGGAGCAUUAGAGAAUUUUGUGGAGAAGGAUGGAAUGAAGGGUAUGCAGAAAGGUUGGUGGAUUGGUUUUCUAUAGGUUUAUUUUUGUGGAAUCAAAGACAAGAUUUUUUUGGUUGCUGGGAUGCUCUAAAGGAGUUGGGAACUGGUAUUAAAGUUGAUGAGGAUAUUGAAAGAGCUAAUGGCAGAAGAGUGGAUUGGAAUUGGCUAUUAGAGGGAAUAAUGGUGAUUGGUCUGUUUUGGUUCUUUUAGUUUGUAUUAUAUUGUGCUUGAAUAGACAUAUAUUUGUUAGUUGGUCUUUUGUGUGA
This is a messenger RNA of Helianthus annuus (common sunflower), 500 nucleotides long. RefSeq lists its product as uncharacterized. The transcript is spliced from 2 exons. The record is from RefSeq and is a predicted model, not a curated record. The coding region runs from base 142 to 444 and encodes 100 amino acids. Lineage: Eukaryota; Viridiplantae; Streptophyta; Magnoliopsida; Asterales; Asteraceae.